This is a messenger RNA of Stylophora pistillata, 2517 nucleotides long. Its product is annotated as kappa-type opioid receptor. Gene Ontology annotation, cellular component: plasma membrane. The record is from RefSeq and is a predicted model, not a curated record. Lineage: Eukaryota; Metazoa; Cnidaria; Anthozoa; Scleractinia; Pocilloporidae. Gene Ontology annotation, molecular function: G protein-coupled receptor activity. Gene Ontology annotation, biological process: G protein-coupled receptor signaling pathway.
UCCCUUUUGUUGGCAUGAACAUCACCAAAAGUGGCAACAGGCUCGAAACAUCAUUCUACAGAAAGUCCACAAAUACUGGCUUACUCUUGUACUGCCACAGCCAUGUGGACAAACGUUACAAAGAUUGCUUACUCGCCACUAUGAUCCAUCGUGCAUAUCAGCUGUCAUCUACUCCUACCGCGUUUUCUGCUGAAUGUAACAAGCUUCGCUCUACUUUCCUCAACCUCGACUACCCAAAUGUCUUGAUCAAUUCAGCGAUCAAUAAGUUUUUGCGUAAUAUCGACAACAUCGAUGCGGCCAAGAAUACAAGAGGUCAACCAAGUUACAGCACAAGAAUGGACGAAAAUUCAUCUUCCAACGAUACAAAUUCGACAAUAGAUGGCCAAGACAGACUCCAGGGCGGUUUGAUGAUCCUGAUCACAACGCUUUAUGCAAUAACUUUCCUCAUUGGAUUCGUUGGAAACUCCCUUGGACUCUACAUUAUCUGCAAGAAGUGCGGCAUCAAAGCAGCCACUCACUUACUAAUCGCCAACCUCGCUUGCUCCAACUUAUUCAUCGUCUUCAUAGUGAUUCCUAUGUCAGUGUCCUUUUUAUACAAUGGACACGUUUGGCUCUCGGGGAUCACAGGCACAAUCACCUGUAAGAUCUCUCAAUAUUUAUUUGUAUUUCCCAUUGCUACAUCGAUUCUAACCAUAUUGGUGGUAUCAAUUGAUCGCUUCUUUGCCGUCUGUCACCCCAUGAGAGGAGAGCUGAUCCGCAAGCCGAAAGUAAUGACAGCCACGAUUUGGGUUUGCGCGGCCAUAGUUACAAGCCCAGUAAUGGUAAUUUUCAAAGCGAUCCCUUUCCAAUCCCCAGACGAAGGAUGGUUGUGUACUCUUUACUUUGGAGAAGAUCCGUAUCUCGCAGAUACUCUCCUUAAAGUAUAUUAUACUUCGCUCUUUGUCCUACUUUAUUUGCUGCCACUUUUGAUUAUUACCGUUCUGUACACGAUCAUUGGCUACAAACUGUAUCAUCGAAGUAUUCCUGGAAUGUCCCGUGUGCCAACUUACAGAGACAGAGUGGAAAGAUCAAAGCGUAAGGUUGCCAAGGUGAUGGUCAUGAUCGUCACUGCUUUUGCAAUUUGCUGGUUUCCAGCCCACUUCGUUCACUACUUUAUCACUUUCCAAAAAGAAGCCCAUUCGAGAAUACCGCUUUAUGCGAUUUCCUUGCUACUAUGGAUUACACAUUCGAACAGCGCUAUAGACCCUUUCUUGUACAUAUUACUAAGCCAUAACUUUCGAAGGGAGUUUCGCAAAAUGAUCAAUCAGUGCAAUUUUUACGAGAGGAAAGCACGCUUUGAAAGGCGUUUAUCCAGGAUUUCGGUUACCCUCUCGAGAAGGAAUGUCCAUGCACAUCGGACUGGGUCGACUGCGUGUUCCUUCAGGGGAAAUAACUCGCGCAAGGUUGAUAAGUAUGCUAUUCCCGAGGGUCCAAACGGAGAAAAGCAAGGUUCGAAUAUGCGCAAUGGGUCGCUGAACGAACAUCACCCAGUCCAGCAAAACUUGCAAGAUCACGAGCUGUAAUAGUUUAUUCAUCAUGACAUAGAUUCCCCAAAACUACGCCUGCCCUACCCAGAGAUGGCGUUACUGACCAGGGCCAAUUCAAGGAAGAAAUAAAGUGAAUUUGGGACAUCAGGGAUGUACUACAAUACCCUCCGACUGGAUGAUAUAGUUGACACUGGCGGUGUCAUCUUCUGUGCAUUAAUUAAUUGACCUUAUUGAAGUCUGUUACAAAAAACAGCAACAAAAAAUUAAUGAUAAGAUGUUAAAUAAAUCUGUCCCAUUAAGAAUGUUAGCUAGAGAAACGACUGAUUACCUUAACUUUGGAUUUAAGAGUAUCAUCGUUUUAAUUUCUGUUGCCUUGCUAUAGCUUAUGGCAAACUGUUGCAAUAGUAAUUCAAGUAGAGAGCUCAGAGAUCUAUACGAAAUUUACAUACCUGAAACACCGUAAACCUAUAAUUCCGUUUGGAGCCGAAUUAACUAAGAACGAUGUAAACCUAGAGGGAAAAAGAAUCAAGUAAUCAAGAAUAUUUAAUUUUCCUCAGUAAAUUUUUUUUUUAAUAUGGUAGUGCGUGACCAUGCUGAGAGAAUUGGCAGCCUGAGAAUUUAAAUAACUUUAUCGAAACUGCUCGUAAAAUGCGCCGUAACAAGCCAUCUUAAACAAUGAGCUUUCUUAACCUCUAAGGUAGAGUUUUAUCCUUAAUUUAGUAAGUAAAUCUUCAUUGGGAAGUUAAUUGAGUAACGUAGUAGCUGCAUACUUGUGGUAACUUGAAAACUACACUUCCCUACUCUCUGUGGUCGCAAAGCAAAUCUGAACCAUAUACAGUGCCUAAAAGUAGAGCGCAUUAUUUGUUAACGAAAAGUUUCACUUGACAAGGCAAACGUAUACGUGAUGCAUGCCAGGAAAGAGAAAAUAAAGCCUGUCGUCCUGGAUCUUGUUACAAAGUCUUCCAGCGGAAUUGGAGCAGUUUUCACUCGA